This is a messenger RNA of Cuscuta epithymum, 464 nucleotides long. NCBI's taxonomy places the organism in Eukaryota, Viridiplantae, Streptophyta, Magnoliopsida, Solanales, Convolvulaceae. The record is from the annotation of a GenBank genome assembly.
AAUUAAUUAAACACAAAUGGCUUCCCUCCAUUGUCAACUGCCUAGUGCUACGAGUCUCGACCCUAGGUUGAUCAGAUCUUUAGAAAAGGGACUGGACGAGUGGAGGAAAAUAAUACAGGACCCUAAAUCUCAAGAAAAGAAAAGUUGGACUCAGUUCGCUGGAGGCUCAUGUGGUUGUUCAUACAACUUGUUGAACAAUAAUGGGUAUCAGGAUUAUUAUUCAUACUAUACUGAAUAUGAUGAAGAUUGCUUUCCAAGAGUGAAUGGUGCAAGGAAUAAUGUGUUUGUCAGUAUGGCAAAAACACAAGAAGGGUCAUUGGAACUUCAAAAUCUGGUUAAGUAUGGAACUCCAAUGGAUAGGCAAGAAGUUCUUGAUGGGAUCCUUAGAGGGAUUUUUGAGGUGAUAAUUGACCCAUAUGGCCAUAUUCUCAUCCAUAGACUACUUGAUUUUUGUGAUUCCAAGC